AACAAAAGGAAAACCAACACGACGUUGUCUUUUGAUUGGGAGGAAAAAGAAAACAACAGUGGAAGACAAAAACACUCUCUCCUCUCCUUCCUCCUCCAUUGAUCUCAUACUCUGUAAAAAACACUCAAACUAGAUUCAGAAACCUCUUCCUUCCCAUCUCCCUUCCUUGGAGAGAGACCGAUAAAUUGGGUAAAGCAGAAAAGAAAUUUCAGAACUUUACAAACAACAAGAUCCAGAACAGUUGAACAUUCUGCAAUAGAGAACACAAAUCAAGAAGGGGUUCAGUAUUACUUAUUACUCCAAGCUAUUACAAAAACCCAUCACUCAUUUACUGGUAAAGUUCUUCUUUUUAUUUCUUUCUCAUAUCUCUGAAAACACUAGGUUUCUGUACUCUUUCAGUUAGAGAUCUUGUUUUCUAGUGAGCAGUUGGGUCUGAUUUGGUUGUUUAAAUGAUGGGUUUAGUUGGGUUUCAGCAUUUAUGUCCAUUUGGAUGAUAAUUUCUGACAUGGGUUUUCACCAGAUAAAUAGAUUUUUGGGAAUAGAUAGAGAAAUUCUCAUUACUCAAUCUUAAUUAGUUAUUCUGUUGUAAUGUAAGGAAACCCUUUAUAAGAAUUUAAGUGAUUGGAUGAUAACUGGCAUCUUAAAUUUAAGACAUGGAAAUGAAGGAUUAACUUGGGGGUUUGGAUUGGAUGAAGUGAUUCUUGUUUGGAUAUAUGUAUGUGUGUUUCUUAAAGUUGGAUCGAAUACUAAGUAAUAGUGAACUGAUGUUUCUUAAAGUUGGAUCGAAUACUAAGUAAUAGUGAAUUGAUGUUUCUUAAAGUUGGAUCGAAUACUAAGUAAUAGUGAAUUGAUUGGGGUUUACUGAAAUGGCGUCUACUAUUAGAAGAACGUUGUCGCCGGUGCCACAAGCUAGGGCAACUAAUGGGGAGGCUCAUUCAGUGCCUUCUCCCUUGUCCAAGUCUUCUAAUACUACUCAGAACCACAUUCCAUCAGUAGGGUUAUUGACUAAAAUUUUGGGUUUGAUGGAGUCUAAUCCAAUUUUGUAUAGACUUCAAGCUGUUCUUCUUGGUAUUUUCACACAGAGAUCAUCUAGGUCCUUGGAGAGAUCAAAAUCUAAGGUGUCGUUUUGGAGAAGAGCUUUUUUCAAUAUUUUCAUUUUCUUUUCAAUUGGUAUUUUCUUUGGUUUCAUGCCCCUUUUCUCCAACUUUUCCGAAAAUAUUAUGUCGAAGAAUCAAACGUUCUUAUUCGAUGCCAUCCCAGUGGCUGGAAAUGUUAAUCAGCACGAUGGUACCUUCAUAAGCAGGAAACAAGGAUUAGGGAAUUUUUUACCAAAAGAAAACUCUAGCCUAGAGAUAUUAGCAGAUAAGCGGGAUAUGACAGAUGAAAUUUCUGAUGUUAACUCCUCUACUAAAUUGACUAUUGAGGAUUCAGAUUCUGUGUACCGGAAGCUUUUGAUAAUUGUUACAUCUACAUAUGCUCGACCAUUUCAAGCCUACUAUCUGAAUCGUUUGGGUCAGACACUAAAGCUGGUGCAAGCACCACUGUUGUGGAUAGUGGUGGAGAUGCCGUCACAGUCGCCAGAAACAGCUGAUAUCUUAAGGAAAACUAGGGUUAUGUAUAGACAUCUUGUGUGCAAUGAGAAUGAAACCACUACAAGGAACAGAGGUCUUCACCAAAAAAAUGUGGCUUUGUCGCACAUUGAAAUGCAUCAUCUUGAUGGAAUCGUGUAUUUUGCAGACGACAAUAAUGUGUAUACUCUCGAGCUUUUUGAGCAAAUGAGGAAGAUCAGUCGUUUCGGCACAUGGCCGGUUGCCAUGUUAACAAAUAGCAAGAGUAAAGCCACGGUGGUAGCUCCUGUUUGCAAUGCAAGCCAAAUAACUGGAUGGCACACAACUGAUAGGAACCGAAGACUCCGGAGAUUCCAUUCUCCUAUCUCGGGGCUUGCUUUUAAUAGUACAAUAUUGUGGGACCCCAAGAGAUGGCGUCGCCCAAUGCUGGAACCUAUUAGGCAGCUUCACAAAGUCAAAGAAGUCAUACAAGUGAGCACAUUUAUUGAGCAAUUAGUUGAAGAUGAAUCCCAGAUGGAAGGUUUUCCGGAUGAUUGCUCGAGAAUUCUGGUUUGGCAUCUCCCUCUAGAAGCUUUUUUGUCCAUGUACCCCAGUCAAUGGUUGAUUAAGAAAAAUCUGGAUGUUGUUUCACCACUUACCUGAACAGAACCAUCUUAUAGACUAGGCAGCUAGGCCAUUGCCCAGAGCCUCGAAUUGUCGGGGCCCAAUUUUUUUAAUUUUUCUUACAGCAAUGUUUGUUUUUCUUACCUAUAUAGGUAGAGUGCUUUUACAUAGUGGUCUAGCACUGUUUUUGUUGAUAGUCGCUUUAUCUGGGUGUUAUUGAAGGCCGUUUUUAUUUUUUAAGCACCCCAUGUUGCUUUCCGAUACCAUCUAGCCAUUACUUCACUCUUGUACCAUUAGAAUAUCACUAUACCACUGGCAGAAGAUCAAAUUUCAAUUUGAAUCCUACUUUUAUUUUUGCGUA
This is a messenger RNA of Papaver somniferum (opium poppy), 2532 nucleotides long. Its product is annotated as probable beta-1,4-xylosyltransferase IRX9H. Gene Ontology annotation, molecular function: galactosylgalactosylxylosylprotein 3-beta-glucuronosyltransferase activity; xylosyltransferase activity. The record is from RefSeq and is a predicted model, not a curated record. The transcript is spliced from 3 exons. Bases 867 to 2210 code for a protein of 447 amino acids. Gene Ontology annotation, cellular component: Golgi membrane. Gene Ontology annotation, biological process: glucuronoxylan biosynthetic process; plant-type secondary cell wall biogenesis. Lineage: Eukaryota; Viridiplantae; Streptophyta; Magnoliopsida; Ranunculales; Papaveraceae.